Spirometra erinaceieuropaei is the source of this 13509-nucleotide messenger RNA. The record is from the annotation of a GenBank genome assembly. NCBI's taxonomy places the organism in Eukaryota, Metazoa, Platyhelminthes, Cestoda, Diphyllobothriidea, Diphyllobothriidae.
AUGCAGCCCACCGUGGACAAUCGCUACGGCACCAAAAACAAUGUGGUCGGGGUUAAGGAGAACGAGUUCGACUUCCUCAAUGCCAUCGAACAGGACAUUGCCAACAACAAGCACGAGGCUGACACCCCCUCCAACUCUGAUGUACGUUUAUGUCCGCCACCCCACCGUCUUCGACCCUCUCCCCCCACAUCGUUUUUACCGUUUUUUGCUGCCACAAAACGGGCGAGACUGGGAUGGCAAUUUACCGUCUAUUUGUCGCCGUCUUCCAACCAAAACCGCAAGCUUUGGCCCUGGGGGUGGAUCCGAAUCCAGACUCUGGUCAUUGAGCGUUAGAACAAAACAACCGACUAUUGGGCCUCAAUUGGAGAUAUUAAGUCACGUGAGGGAUGACGACCAUUGAUAUGUCCCGGUUGUGGGACUCCGUUUUUCCUCAUACUUCACCGGUGGUCGCAUGGCAAUAAGCCCUCAGGGGUGGAGAUGUACUACGGCCAGAGACAGGGGGGGACUGGAAUGAUCUCAGUUUAUUGGUCGACACUUCCUGUGUUCACUUGCAAUUUGAUAAAUUUGCGGCUGCGACACCUUUCUCGGCCAGUGUCCUACUUUGACGACAAAGUCGGCGCGACUCGUGAAAGACACUGCGAGCUGGGCACCAGUUUCUGAAGUGAGUGCUCUUCACCUCGGGUGCGCAAAGUGCGUGAACCGUGCCGUGUUCGGGUUCUUAGUAAAUGGUUUUGGUUGGGGGGGGGGGAGGUGCGAACCUGUGGUCGUUCCGCGGCUGCAGUCAGGAUAGGUAUCAGCAUAAAUAACUUUCCAUUCGCUAAAGCUGUCAUCGGAGACCACAGUUUGAUACAGUCGGCAACUGUUUAGGUUUUUGAACGGUCAGUGGGUGUGUACGUACAUAUUCACUCCAUCUGGCUUCAUUUAACUGCCAGUGGUGUCAUGCAGUGCACUUCAGCAACGACCCGUUUUAUGGGACUGAUGGCGACGAGGCAGCCAUAAUACUUUGCAACCUAAACUCUGCAACAGAAAAAAAACAUGUUUAAAGGGAGAAGUACUGACAAAGACAAAGACGACUGGGAUGGCCAUUUCUGGCUUACUUCUUGCUAUGACAGUUCGACCGUCGAUGUCCACCGUGCGCUGCACAGUUAGAUGAAGCAGGCACGGUGACUUGUGCGUGAAUUAGUUUAAAGUGAUAGUAGACCUGCGCAGUAUCUACCGCACUCCCUCCUCCCCACUCCCUACCUGGACUUGAUGCCAAGACAGAGUGCUGAAGACCGAAGGCAGGGGAGGGUGGAGGUGGUUGGCAGGGCCGGACCCGCACCUAGGAGCGCCACCACACCCCCUAGUUCACAAAAUACACUUGGCCAGUAUUUUUCACCAACAACAACUAUAACAACACCCUAACAGGGGUUAGAAGGACGAGAAUGAUGACUAGGCGGCCAUGCCCCCCACCUGUAUACCCAGCGGGAGCGCAAGCACAUCUGCCGGUAGGGAACCAGGUGUCAGGGAACUACUAGGACAUACCAGACUGCGAGGGCUGUGGUUUGCUGAUACUGGAAUAGCACACGCUUUCAAACCUUUUGACCACUUCUUGCCAUACGACGGUCCAAGAGGGCUCAACAAGAGAAGCAUGCAACGUAACCCGAUCGGCGAACCCACUUCCACAACCGCAGUAAGUUUUCCCGAUCAAAACCGACAGGACAGUGGGCUCGUGGCGCGAUGGUAGAGCGUUGGACUUGUAAACGCUCGAGGACCAAGGGACCCUGGUCCGGAUCUUGGGUCCUAAAACAAACCGGGGAUUGGUUAAGGCUGGCCGACGAUUGACAAUAAACCAGGAACGGCCAUCCCUGUUCCCCCGUCCUUAUCGGUGUUCUCUAUACAUAUAAAUUGUUGCUUUGCGACUGUCCGUGAGGGCUCUGAUUGAGCCCAAGGCGCAAGGGUAUGAGCAUACCUCGCAGCCCGAUCAGCGAACACACUUUCAUCACGGUAUUCUCUUUGUCGUCAUUAGCCCAUCCGACCCAAACGCUAUGUGCUGACGCAGCCGGGAUUCAAUCCCGGAUUCAGUGGGAAGAGGAGGGGGAGAGAGAGCGCUCUAAUUUAACACCUUUUUUACUUAACCAACUUCUUUUGAAUGUUCUGCUGCUAAUGCGCGAUUUCUGUCUUCAUAGAGAUCAGAGUUUUCAACUUAAUUCACAGUAUGCCAGAGUUUAUUAACCGUUUUAUUGUCUGUUCGAAUCUCGAACUCUCCUGACAUUGAAGAAGGAGAAACGAUCGCCGGGACAUUCCCUGACAAGAGAGGCCAACCACGUCAAUUCAACCCCUUUAUUUGCAGACUUCUUGGCCCAUCUCGCUCUCUCCCCCACCCCGCCGCCUUGUCUGUUCAUUUUGAGCAAACGGGUUGAAAUGUUAAUUCGAGAAAGUGACUUCCAUCGGCUCUCGACCGAAUUGGAACAAUCCUGUUUCUGCCGAUCAAGCGUGUCCUACCUAUGAGGAGGGGCAUAAACCCGGUCCUACCUUCAGACGUCGUCAACACUACACCAUGCCGAGAAGAUAUGGUUCCCCUUUUCAAUCGCCCGGUAGUUCCUUCAUCGUCUUUAUGGUCAAGGACGUGUAGGGUGUACAUAUGACAGUUCGGUCGCCGUUGCCGACGAUGCCCACCGUGUGCUCCUUAUCAGGGCGGGGACUUGUGCAUCUGUUUGUUUAAAGUGAUAGUAAGCUUGCACAACAUCUACCCGUUUCUGUUACUAUUUCUGAAGAAGGGUUCAAACGAGAAUCCGAAACGUUAAGCAAAUAAAGCUCUUGUUCCAGCGAUCGCUUCUACUUCUUAUCAUCUAUUGCAUUCUCUCUUCCUGGCCCACCUGUAUCCGUUGUCAAGGCGGAGUCAAGAAAACCGGAGAGGGGGUCGGGGGCAGAUAGCUGGCACGGCGAAAACCCGCACCUAGGCGUGCUGCCACACCCCACUGGUCCAUAACGUACACUGACCAGGAUUUCGCACAAGAAGUAAAAACGCGGAGGGCGGCACGAAUUCCAAAUGGCACGGCGUGCGCUUGCAACUAGACCUUCCGUCACACCCCAAAUGUUUAUGGGCACACAUUCCCGAUAACGCCUGCCGGAAUUCGAUCUAGCCCCCAUGUUGGUCCAGCGCAUUUGCGGCGUGUUUCCUUUUAGGAACGCACACACAGUCUUCCCACAGGGCCAAAAUCACCGUUAGCGCAUGCAGUCUCCGUCUCAUCCACAGUCCGACACCCGGUUUCGACAAUGUCCACCGUGUGCUCAACAGCAGGGUGAGAGCAGGCCCGGCGACUUGGACGUGAUUUAGGUUAUAGCGGUAAUAGACUUACGCCGCAUCUAGCGCCCUGUCCCCUCCCCCACCUGGACCCGGUGUCAAGCCAGAGUUAGGAAGACCAGAGGCGGGAGAGAGCGCGCACGUGGUUGGCACGGCCGGACCCGCACCUAGGCGUACCACCACACCCCCUGGCCCACAGUAUACACUUGACCAGAACUGUUGAACAACAACAAAAGGGGGCGACACGGACCCCACUUGGCGCAAAUUCAGCCGGCAACUUGACGUGUUACCACAACCCAAAUGUCGGCAUUUGUUAUGGGUACGCAUUCGCAAUAGCGCCUGCCGGACUUCGAUCUAAUCCCCUGUUGGUCCAGCGCAUCAAUCACGUGACCCCUUUUUGUAGCAGGGAAGGCUGCACAGCAGGGUUGGCUUAACUCUCCCAUCAUGUCGCACAGGAGACCAGUGGGAGCCCAGUCAACUCCUUCGGACACCGUGACCGACGCAGCGUGUGUCCUCGUCCCACAUGUGCCACAUACCUAAUUAAGAAUCCAGCCCAGCCCUUUUUAAACGUCUGCGCCUCCAUUUUCACAUAGAAUAGCCGUCGGAAAAGCACGAGAAAGGAUAUGCUUUAACAGGUCUGCGCAGUGGAAAGUGCGUAUCUGUCCUGCCCGGCCAUAAUCGCGUGUGCCGCAUAAUUUUUGCGUAACCCGGGACGAAUGGUCACGCCUUCUCCGCCUCUGGACGCUUCUGAUGGCCUUUGGGUGUUAAACCGAGCAGAGGGUGCGUGCUGUGAGGCAAUGUGUUUUGCGCAACCUCUGGGGCAUUUCCUUCACGAGCCACAUGUCCCUUCUGCUGUCACGGGCGUUUGCAGUUCAAUUUCAAAGAUAAAUGAAGCUUUGCCUACACUUUGAUAUUCUUAAGCGGUUACUGCCUACUUUUUACUUGAGUCCUCUUUUAAAAGUCGCUUUUCACUUCCGAGUAUUAUUUUUUUCCACUCUUGUCAGACAGUCUGUUAAAGUGGCCGUAUUUUGUGAAGUGCCCCUUAGUGACUUCCUGUGAGACCAUCUGUUUCUAGUUUUUCAAGUAAACUAACAGUAGUAGUUGCUAUUCUGUGCUUUUGGUUGUACGUUAGCAACUUUUCGAUCCUUGUACUGCAACGGAAAAUCUAUCUAGUACCCAGUAAUGCCCCGAAAAACACGUGCUAAAAGACGAAAGCUUGUGGCCUUCCCACCGUCUCUGAGUGCUAGAUUCGUGGCCGGAGACGCAGCAGGUGUCAGCAUGUGUUCGCUGCCUUCUGUGGAUAUGGUUAACUCAAGAAUCCCUUUAGUCCAAGUAGAACCUCUUGACCCCUUAAUCGUCCAAAACAAAGCCUCUGAUAGUCGUGAGAGAACAUCAGCCGACGACAUAAGCAGCACUUCUGAAAAAGUAAUGGAACAACCGUUUAAAGUUAUUGGAGUUAUAAGCUCGGAAACCAAGGAGAGAAUAAAACGAAGGCAUAAUUUUGUACUGCGAAACAUUCCGAGUCACUUAUCUGCUAUAGAGGGAGCGCAUUUGUCCCUGCAAAGUUGUGGCUUGGGUUUCAGUGUCGCACAAGCUAAACGAAUGCGCUCGUUCAGCCGAAAUGUGCCGAUACUAGUCACCCUUUUCUCCUUGAUAGAAGUCAAUUUUAUCUUGUCGACGAGGGGGAUAACUAGAGAAUUAUGCUGUAAAUGGCACUGCUCAGUUUCAACGGACCUCACACCAAGGCAACAAAGACUGAGCAAAUUGAAAUUGUCAAAAACCAACACCGACAUAAUGGCACCUAUUGCCAGUUUGAAUAAGUCUCCCUCGUCAUCAUCUGCGGCCUCUGUACGUCAUGGCAUAGUCAAUUCCGUAGAGAAUUCGACUAUUCUUGAUGCUGAGAUCUUUAAACGCAGCAAUACGCCUGGUAUAAAAACGUCCCUACCGACUCCCCCAGCAACCCCUAGCAAGCCGAAGCAUGUGCCUACGUCAAAGGUGAAUCCAAAUGCCGUAUCAGCCACUCGGGCACGAGGUAAAUUCAGCUCCAGAAUGAAAUCGUUUCCCCUGCAGUCGCCUAACAAUGCCUCAGACAUCACGGUCCAAAACUUGGCAUGUUUCCAACUACUCCCCAACCCUCAUAUCGAAGCAGUUAGGCCGAUUAUGCCCAUAUUCCCGCCUUUUAACAGAAUUCUUGCUCCAGUUGAAGCAGUGCGCCCCCCCCCCCCCCCCCCCCCCUUUUUUCUCAUUGGCCGUUUUAAGAACGCAUUCCUCAUGCUCAUGUUCUAACUGGGCCACUUAACUCAUCCGCUCCUCAAUUUCGUUCCGACGGAAUACGUUACAGUAUCCGACCCGUGGAUUCCCAGCUGAAAAUGAGCUAGCUAACAAUGGUUACCCGUUCCCCUGCCUGUCAUUCUCCCCCCUCCCAAAGUCCCAUUCCUUUUUAUUCACGUCAGCAUUUUUUCAUGACACACCAUGUUUUGCAGAACCGGGUGGGUGCAUCCGGACCGUGUGUUCCGUGGGUAGCCAAGCGCUGGAUGACAUAGUCCACCUCCCUCAGAAACAAACAGCCUUUUCCCUCGAACAUUUGUUUUAAAUGCCAGAUCCUUGCUGGACAAGAUGCCCUUGUUUCAGACUCUGGUGUCCGUCCAUCGUCCGGAUAUUGUUUUAAUAACGGAGGCAUGAACAUCAGCUUCCGUACUUGAUUCCGAACUCUCUCUUCUAGGCUAUACCUUCAUUCGAAAUGAUCGUCAGGACAUUGUUGGCGCUGGACCUCCAGCACUUUUCCGCGGUAGAAGGCAGCUGCUGGCUCCAGGUUUCACUCAAAAAUAAGUUUUUCUUACUCGUUGGCUGUGUCUAUCGCCCUCCCAACGUCAACGACAAUUUUGAUCGUUUACUCUCAUUGGCAUUUCAUGCUGCGGUCGACUUAAGCUUUAGGCAUCAAACGGUUGCAGGUAACUUCAAUCUUCCUGAAGUCCGCUGGUCUCCGCCUUCGUAUGUUAAUGUUUGCACUGCUAAACUGUACGAAAUUUUGGAUCCGCUUACUUGCCGUUUUGCCCCUCGUAAGAAAAUAAUUAAUGUCGGGACGAGGUUUUCCUACCCAUAUCCUUUCGCCGCAGGUUGCGCAGACUUUCUCGUCGAUUCCAUCUUCAAAAUGAUGUUUCCUUUCUGCCCUUGAUUUGUGAUAUUUUUGAGCGGACUAAAAGAUUGUCCGAUGAAAAACAGCUAGCCGAAGAGGUCCAAUUCACUGAAAGUCGUUCGUUAAAUGUCUCGAAACCUUUCUCCCGAAAAGUACGAACUUACAGGAAGACACAGCAUCUUGCCAUCCGAGACGCCCUCGUGAAUCCUAUAGUUGAUGCUCUGUUAACCGCUCAUAGUUUCAACGCUUUCCUGUUCAAAGCAUUUAUUAAAAACUCGACCACUCAGCUUCUGAACCAUCCAGGCAUUGACCGGGGCAGUUCUCGAAACUAUAACUUUCACUGUAUUGGAUGUGACUGUUGCGAUUCGGCGUUUUCGUCAAUCUCAUAGUCCUGGGCCUGAUGGCGUCCCAGUAAGCAUUCUAAAAGCGGAUGCAAAGGCAAUUUUUGCAUCCCUCUUAUGCAAGAUAUUUAAUUUCGCCCUUCAAAGUGAAACCUAUCCUACUUCGUGGAAGGAAUCACACGUUUAGCUCAUUCUGGAGCAUGGUCAGUCUACGUUAUUUGAUGGCUUUCGGCUAAUAAACAACCCACCGGCAUUUUCUAAGAUCUUACCGACACCGGCCAAAUAUGCGAUGCUGUGUCACUUAACAGAGAAUAAAAUUCUGGGCACUGCACAGCAUGGAUUCCUUAAAGCUCGGUCUUGUGACAUCUGCCAACUCUCUUUCUUUGACCAUUUUAUCCAAUCUAGUGGCAAUGGAUUUGCAAUUUACACAGUAUAUUUCGAUUUCACUAAGGCUUUUGAUCGUGUUGACUAGGUUAUUCUUCUCUUGAAAUUGCCCUCUUUCGGCAUAGGUGGCAAACUUCUGAAUUUUAUAUCCUCUUACCUGGACGCUCGUACAAAACGAGUUAUGAUUUCCAAUGCUAUGUCCAACCGCACAUGUGAGAGGAGUGAAGUCAUUCAGGGUAAGGCACUCGGCCCGCUUUUAUUUAACCUUAUUUUUAACGGUGUACCCCAUUUAUUUCAAAAUGGCAAGCCCAUCAUGUAUGCCGAUAAUCUGAAAGUUGCAUGUAGGUAUAAGCCGGCAGAUCGUGACAUAGGGCUUGAGCUCCCAAAGAACGACCUACAGGCCUUCGUGCAUUGGUGUUACACAUGGCGCCUUUCUCUUUCUUGGCAUAAAUGCUCAAUCAUAGUGGUUGGCGACGACCAACAACCUCAACUAAGUAUUGACGGUCACGACAUAAAUGUGCCUGGGAUUAUUAAAGAUCUGGGCGUACCAUGCUCCAAGAGUCUAAAUCUUUCGGAACACUGCGCCCUGAUAGUCUCCAAAGCACGUAGAACGACCGAAUUUAUCCUCCGAAAUCUUAAAACUAACAAUAUUAGAAUGCACAUUUAUAAAAUUGCGUUACACCCGUGGCCUGGAAUACUGUUUAUUUUUAUUUAGCCUCAUGCGUGCUGCUGAGCGAAAGAAAAUAAAACCCGUCUAAUUUUUUUACCAAGAGAGUUUAAACCGCAGAACACUGACAUUUGUCUUACCAAGAAUGUUGCCGGCUUACAGGCUUUGACUCUUUAUAGUUUCAUAGAUUACAAAAGGGACUAUUUUUACUAUUUAAGCUUUUAUAUAAUCGUACCUUUAACCCACUCACUGCUGUAAGACAUCUUGUCCACCCCCGACGUAACAGUCACCGUGAGGUCUUUUUAUCUCUUCCUCUGGCUCGUACCGUUAAAUAUCGUCGGUUCAUUUCUGUAAAUGCAAUUGCUAUUUGGAAUGAAAUACUCACGAAUGUGAAGAUUCUGCAGAAUUAUCCUUUGCUUAAGGGGACUAUUACCCAAUUUUUGCAUUCAGAAAAACUCCCACAAAUUUUGGGUGCUGAAUCCACUGAUCGACUAUACCGUAGCGACGGCGUUUGUGGCCUCUAAUCUCUAUGCCCGGUCUCAUCAGGGACGAUUUCCUUAGCCAACAGUAACAGCUGUUCUUCGGUGUUUCUGUUCGAACCAGCCCCAACUUCAUGAAAAGGAUUGGCAACUGAUCAUAUCCAACAUAGGGCUACCCCUCCCUUUCUUGACUGUCGGCAUUUCAUGGGCAGCAGUUUUUUUCUCCUGAACCCUGCAAACUAUAAAAAAUCACCAUCAACUUUAUUUUUAUGUACUUCUUGACGGAAAUUUUUUUCACUGUUGGCCGCAUUUGUAUCUAACGCUUCCCUGACAGUGCGUGUAAACUGGCAUUAACUGCAAUUAUGAUUAUUACUAACUCAGCGAAUGGAGUAGUCAAUGGCAGAUGCCCUUUUCACACGAAAAAUUCCAUCUCCUGAUUUUUGACCCACAAAACAUCCUCCAUAUUAUUCGAGAAUAAUGAAAUAAAGGAAGCGCAAUCGAUAAAAAACGGUGUCAGCCAUAUAAAUACCCUUGACCUAACUCCACACGUCCGACAAAUAUCACCGAAAUCCACUCGCCUGUGUAAACACAUAUGUAAGGUUUUCACCUUAAAUGCGCUAAGAAUAAAACUUUUCAAUAUGUACAUUUUACUUCUCCCAGAUUAUUGCUCAAGCUUUUUCGACAUAAUGCGCCCAGACGACUGAAGGCAUUCAGACACGUUUUACUGAAUCGUUGUCCAGAAAUGACGCCGUCCAGGGUCCAUACUUAGAGCUAUAUCAUAAAUACGGUCUUCGAUCCCUCUGGAUCAGAAGACUCCAAAAUAAUCUGAACUGCGUAUUCAAAGUGGCCCAUGAUCAAGAUAUUCUUAAAAUGAAUUUACGAAUGAACCAAAAAUCUCCCUGAAACACCAGAAUAAAUAAAUAUUUUUUAUUAAAGACCCGUCGGAUUUCCAUCAAAGCAAGUAGAAAUAAAUUUCCACAUGAAUUUUGGACGAAGUAGGCAGAAUCUGUACAAAAUGCAAUUCAUAGUUCCUGAAUUUACAGUCUGUUAAGAAAAAUGAUGAGCGAGCAGUGAAAAAACUCCAUUUAAGAAUUCGAAAAUGAUUGGAUUAAUUUUACAGGAGAAAAGAACUCUCGCUCAUAAUAAUAUAAAAAUGCGGACAGGAAUGUAUUGCAUGUGGCAGUAUAUAAUGGAUUAUAAUAGGACAUCGUCAUGGCAGAAAUAAAUGUCAGCUUUGAGGGGUACGUACGCGGGUCGGAGAGGUCUGGUCUGAAGGUGGUAUUGCAUUCGGGAUUCAGAACGGACAUCGUUAGGGUAGAAUUUAUACGCCGAAUAAGACUAUUCGCGUCAAAGUGGCCAGACGAGAGGAACCAUGACGCGAUCGGCCACAGUCCGCUUCGAGCCCAGCCGAGGAGCGGGGAAGGAAGGUACGACCAAACUACUAGUAGACGGCCAAAUUCGGAGGAUCCCACCAUCAGCGUCGACAGACAGCUUGAAGUGAAAAUGAGGGGGAUGGCAUCGACAACCGCAAAAUUCGUCGCUAUGAUGGAGAAGUGCUAACAGUGGACUAAGUGACCAAUUAAAAACAAAGGGCUUGUAGAGAUAUAAACGACGGUUUCCACUUGAUCUACCACUAAAUUCCAGGAGGACCCUUUUCGAAGUCAAGAAGCCGAGCGUUCGGGAAGAAGACGGUUAAAAGUGACUUUAUACUUUCCAGUGUAAGGUAUUUGCGUAAAUAGGAUUUAAAUACGGAUAAAUUAGGUGAUGUCCUAAUUUCUGGCGGGAGAUUAUUUCAACGGAAGGCAUUUUCGGAAGCAAAAUAGGGAGCACUUAGAUGGAGUGCGAAGAGGCGACGGAAUCACCAUGAGAAGUUGCGGGUGGCAUAAGACCGAUCUCUCGGAGUGAGAGUGUCAGUGAGCGGAAGGUUGGAGCUAGAGCUGAUGCGAAAAAGGAAGUAAAGGCCAGCUUCGAGUCUUCUAACAUACAAAAACUUAAUUUUUCGCCAGUUGACAUGUCUGAGUAUAAGAAGUGCCGGGGGCUACUUGAGAGAACAGUUUCCGAGUGAAAACACUCCGAACAUUUUCGAUCUUAUAGCGGUUGCAGGAGCUCAUUAAGCCAAGGAAAGGAAAGCAGUACUGGAAGACAGGACGAAAAAACAUUUGAUGGUUUUAGCUUCAUUUCCGGAAGGAAAAAAUUGUGAGACAUGAAUCCACAUGUCUGCCCGGCUUUAACAUGGAUUCUAUCUGCAUGAGGUGAUAAAGCAAGUUUAUUUGGAUAAUUUUAACCAAGGUCCUUGAUGGUAAAGUAUUCUGAGAGUGGGUUAUUUUGAAAAAUUGUGCGACCAGGAAGUUUGGUAGGAUCAAAAGACAUGAAACUACACUUGGAUUAUGAAAACUCCAUCUGCCAUGUGGAACCCCAUCUGCUUAAGCGCAGUAGAUCGGCAUAAAUUUUUUUAAAGACAAACAUUUAAGUUGUCUUAGAAUAUGAGGAAACACAAUUGAGGUCAUCGUCAUAAAUUAAAGUUUGUGAAUUUCUGAGUUCAGUCGAAAUAUGACCGAUGCAAGGAAGUACUCGGUGGAGUGGAACGCCAUCAGAGGCUCGUUUGAAGUCAGUGUAAGCGUCAGCGUCCCUUGUGUCUUUAUCUUACCAUCAGGAUUACUGUUCCGUUGAGUAAAGUACGCUGGUAAAACAGGAGUGGUCCCGACAAAAGUCACAUUGAACAUUGGCAAAGAAACCCAUAUCGUGAGGAACUGCAUAGUAGCUAUUAAUAACUCCUUCCAUAACUUUGAAAAACUGCAUGUUGGGCGCACCGGCUGACAGAUGUUAGCGCUAGUUCAGAGUCCACUCUUGUGAAAGAGACCUUUAUCCGCAACCUUCCAGUCACGUGGGUGGACGUUUCGACCAAAGGAAAAUUAGAAAAUAUACGAAAACUGCCUAGAGAGUACGCAAACAAGCUUUUCGAGCCUAUGUCGGAAUUGGAUCCGGGGCCAGAGACUCACAUUCGCUAAGAGCAAGAUGUUUUUCUUCACAUCUUCUUCUGUGAACUCGAUUUUUUUUAAUUGCUGCGUCGCUUUUUUCUGGCAGGCAAGUCUGCCUGGACAAAGUCGGUUUUAUCGGUGAAAACAGAUGUGAAAACGGCAUAGGUGCUCUGCUUUAUCGUCAUUUUCGGUUAUCUCUUCAUCAUUCCUUCCUUUCAACACUGCGAGCGUCUCUUUGUUACUUAACCUGCUGUCGAUAUACCUGAAGAGUAAUUUGACAUAUCAACGGCCCCUUCCAUAAGCUGCGCCUCGUGCUUCCUUCGCAAUCCACGCAUACUUGACCUUAUUUCGUCUCUAUUUUGGCGAAAGCAGGUGAAUUUAGUGUAACCUAAAAGGAAAGUGAGGAUUAGGACAUGUUAAUAUACUAAAAGUCCAGAUGGUUCGCCCUGAAUAUUCAAAACACUGUUUUGUUUAAAUAGGUUGAAAACAAAUGUUAUGAAGCAAAUUCACCAAUCGUUGCAUCGAUUUCCAUGUUUGUCCCGUCCGGACUGUUGAUCUUUUAUUUUAUGUGCUUCUGCAGUUUGUCAUAUUGUUUCUGAUUAUUGCUUCGUUCGGACACGCCCUACUUGUGUCCUCCUUCACGCAGGGCUUUCGUAACCGAUCGGCUCUAGCUAUUUUCCGCGUGUUUCUCUAACCACCCAGUGGCGGCCAGAGAACUCGAAUAAUGCUUAUAUGGCUACCAUAGACUCUGUAUUUCUUCCGCACUAUGGUUAUUCUGAUAUAGUUCGAGGUGGAGGCGCCUAGACUAGCUUGUUGCAUUUGUAAUCCAAACUUACUGGGUUAGGGUUGGGCGAAUAAGCCGCAAUUAAGUCCAUGGCGGGUCUCGUGGACCGUAUGAAACAACUAAGAAAGACGAUGUUGCGAAGGAUUAUCUGCCGUUCUAACGCAAUCACAUGCGAAGCCUACAAAUUUCUUGUAAAUUUUCGAGCCUAGCAGACGGGUUUUACGUAGUGUACCGUCAACUGGAGCGAGUUUUUUGGAAUCAUCGUAGUAGCGCAACUUGCAUGCAGGUCUUUAGGAGAACGUCCCGGUUAUUUGUGAGAGUUAAGCUGGCUCAGGGCGUAUGGAAUAACUUGGCGGUAAAUACGUCUGCUUCUAAGAUUGUUCGCCCAUAUUACGGCCGCAUACACACGCAGGCUUCCGAUGUAUUGCGAUUUUGAUGCCGCCUUCAAGUGAGCGAAAGCUGCUGGCCGCCUGCAAUGUUUUUGUUUUUGUUUGUGCAAUGCUUUUGUGUGCCCUAUUUUGCCGCUUCUUUCGCACAUUGUUUUUCUCCUGUUUCUGUUUUCUGUCCUUCGUUCCCUAUCAUUCACUUGCGGCUUCGCCGUUAGCAUUCCCCUUGCACCCUUUGGCGUUGCGGUUUGGUUUUCUACCGGUUAACUGGUCCGUAUUCUUGUGCAGGUUCCUGUGAAAUGCCAGUGGAAUCAUCCAGUUUACGAAUGUUCGGAUAACUACCUUGGUGUGCUCACAUCUUUGUUGCUCGCGAUUAAUUUGACCCUUUGUACUUGGCGUAGUAUGAAUUAUUGUUGUGUCAAUGCCGGUCUCUGAUGAUGCACAUGUUAGAUGUUCUCAAUCAUUUCUCUUAAUUUCACUAAGUCAUCUGCAUUGAUAUAUAGGCUGGUCACUCACGGGGGGUACACAGGUCUGCGACCGUCCACGUAGAUGUGCAGAUGUUCAGAAAAGUUGCAUCCCCCUGGAUUCUGGUGAGCUGCUAUGAAACGGGACAUUCUAAACGGAUCCGGCGUUUUUCCUAAUGCAUGAAUCGGUGAACCCAGCGGCUAAGCGGACCAGCAUUAAAUCAUGACCGUUGUAAAUGCGUGUACAAAAGGACCCUAUCUUUUUUUCACUGAUACCAGACUGAACCAGCCGUUCGGACACAGGAUGUCUUUCGAUCUUCCCGUUCUCAAACCCGAUACAAUCGAAGAGGUUUUCUCUGACAAGUGUCAGCGAAUCAACUUGGAUUAUUACAGCCUCUACCACUUUGAUGAACUGACGAUUGAUGGACGCAAGUACCAUUAUCGUCUCUCCUCCAACGGCGACUUUAUGACUGUGGUGGGCACCUUCAAUGGCCAGUCCGUCCUCAUGGUCUCAGUGUGGACGAACAUGGACCAUCAAAAGCGACUGCGAGAGAUCCAUCAGUGUAUUUUGAAGAAGGAGAUGCAGGGCGACACUCUGCCAUAA